Hyaloscypha bicolor E is the source of this 2091-nucleotide messenger RNA. RefSeq lists its product as uncharacterized. Bases 125 to 1729 code for a protein of 534 amino acids. The record is from RefSeq and is a predicted model, not a curated record. The transcript has 6 exons. Lineage: Eukaryota; Fungi; Ascomycota; Leotiomycetes; Helotiales; Hyaloscyphaceae.
UCCGUUUCCUGGUCGUGAGAGAAGCAUUUUAUGAAGACGUAUCGGCUGUCCGUCCGUCGGUCCUAAGCCUUCCAAAGUACCGGAAAUCGUCGUAAAAGAGGUCCAGAAGGUGCUUCCUGAAAACAUGGCGCCGGUAGAGCUGCAAACAACGGCAAGCUAUCUCCCAACUGGGGUGGUAGCGACACAUGUAUUCGCCGUGAGCUAUAUUUCUGUCGUUGUUCUGAGAACGGUGUAUCGAUCAUACAUUGCACUUCCACCUUCGUCAGCAACCAGAUUCCGUGAGCCCUUACGGCAAGGAUAUGUCCAGGCCUUUUCACUGUUGGCGCUCGUGAGCUUGGCUGCAGCUGCGUACUUUGGUGUAUCAUUCAGUAGCCUGUCGUACCGAGUCUGGGCUACUGAACGAGGAGUUGAGUUACCUGAUAGUGUUUUCGGAGAUAAUGGAGCUCUUCGAGGUGGCGAACACCCUGGAAGACUUCAAAUUGUCAGAUGGCUCAACGAUACUCCUUUGUACCGGGACGCACUGGAGAUAGUUGCUGAAAAGGCUCGCUAUUUCUGGUGGGGUCAGCAGAUCAACCUUGCCUUAGUUUCCUGGAGCACCUACCUUGCCAUAGAAGGACAGAGACGAAAGAUUCCGAACUUGUGGGCCUACCUCGCCCUGGCCCAGAUGGUCAAUCUCUCUUAUGCACAAAACCUCUUCUUUGUCACUGUUCUACUGACCCCAGUACCACUCCCUGAGAAUGUGAGGGACUUGACGCGAUCCUCUGUGCCAACUUGGGGCAGAUACGCUCAGCUCGUGGCGAGAGUCUUUCCAACCAAACCAGAAGGCUUCGUCCCGAAACCGGCUCUCUAUUUGUUCCUGCUCGUCUCAAACUUCGUAGCGACGUUCCUAAUUCCAUACGCCUCGAACACACCUUCUUUCAUGAUUGUCUCAAUGCUUUCACGAGCUCUGCCGUUCUUAUUCUUGGCACUUCCGUAUAUCAUUCCAGAAACCUGGGGUAAUGUUCACAGCCAUCCUCACGAUACACACGCUACAUAUACAACGCUCUUCCGAACCAUUUCGACCAUUUCUUCCCUUCUCCAUGUCAAAUCAUCGUUCUUCGCACUCUUCCACAAUACGCCAGAAAGCACCUAUUAUCGCCAUAGCCUUCUUCAUCCAUUCGAGGGAGAGUACCGCUCGGCUCUGAAUCGUGGCUCCACUGCUUUGAGUCGGAUAUUUGGUGCAGUUUUAGAGCACCCAGCAAUCUCAGCUUUUGGCAGUGAUGUUCUUCUGUCAGGACUUAGUCUUGGCAUAUGGGCUGCGAUUCGUGGACUUGAUCCGGCUGACAUGUUGGGAUCAAGCGUACUGUUCCUACCGCAGAAACAGAAAGAGCCAGGAGACGUGUCUAUGAGCAGAAAGGAAGAGGCAGAGAAACCCGUCAAACAACUCGAGGCCACACCUGCGACUCGCCGCCGCGGUCGACCCAGAAGAUCAGAGAACAACACGCCCGACCUUGAUGAGACAAGCGCAGUCUCAAAGCGCCAAGGGAGGUCGUCCAGGAAGGCUCCGACGAACGGCGACGAUGCAGAUGACGCUUCGUAUCAGCCGACGGGAAGCGAUCAGAUGGAAGAAGGGGAUGAGAAUGCCGAGGAUGACUGGGAAGCGGGAGCACUGGCUUGGGGUCUGAUCACCGCGGGGGGCCUGGGCAUGGGAAGCGCUGCUAUCUAUGGUGCCGAGGUCAUUGCGAGGUGAACUUGGGACUGAUAGAUUCAAAUAUACCACAAUUCGAGGGAAUAUUCAGACAUGAAUCGAUGGAAUUGUCCCUACUGACAUGGGACAAUGAGUAUUGGGAAUAGCAGAGUGGUUUGAGACUUUACCACUGUGACCGAUGACAUUUUCAUUACUUAUGGAAUCAGUAAAGGGAAAUAUUCCCUUGAUUGUUUGGAGCCAGACUUCUGAUCAGCUCCCUCAACCAUUUAGUUGAAGGAACGAUCGUACGUAUUUCGAUUUAGGGUCACUUGAUGUUGGAGAGCACAGAGACAGUCAAGGAAGGAUUCGGAACAUGAAUUUCAUCCUCAUGCUAAAUCCAUCCUGCAUUAUCAAUUCAUCACUGC